Molecule: messenger RNA, 961 nt
Organism: Rhagoletis pomonella (apple maggot)
Lineage: Eukaryota; Metazoa; Arthropoda; Insecta; Diptera; Tephritidae
Exons: 3
Coding region: 78-872 (264 amino acids)
Source: RefSeq, a predicted model, not a curated record
AACGGUACGUGGCAAAACUUAAUCAGAAUUCGAAGCGCCUGAAACUGCAUAAUCGCAACCCUGAUCACACGAGCAAUAUGAUGACAACUUCUGGCAAUGAAGAAUAUGAUCAAAUAUGUGCUGAUCUCAAACAUAUCAGGGAUUGGGAUACUGUACUAACGAAAUGGAAGCAAACAAUUUCGUAUAGAAAAAAUCGUUUGUUCAACUUAGAUUUGACGUUGCAUCAAAUUUUAGAUGAGUGGCCGCUGUACAAAUACUCCAAGGCUCCUGAAUUGGUUGACAUUGACUAUAAUGACAGUUUCCCGGGAAAUGGGCUAAAUUUUUCAAAUUGGAAUCAUUUGUGUACAAUCGCUUCGGACCUGUUUGAGCAAAGGAUAAAAGAUCCACAAACCAAGCAGCUUAAAAGCCGGGUAUUCGGAAAGAAAGACGCAUUAAAUAUAGACAAUUUCAACAUAUAUACUAUGAUGUUGUUGCAUGCGGUUUCAUUGCCUACUCACAAAAAAUAUACAAUAUCGGAUUCACAAAAUGCCUUCACAGUCUCAGUAAACCAAUCUAGUGAAGUGGAUCAAGCGAUUGCAGAAAAGAGGAAACAGUGCCUAGAAGAUAAUUCAACCCUGCAACCGUUCGUCAUUGUUGUGGGUGACGAAUUUAAUUUUAAGAAUUUUUAUGUCACAUUAGACGGAAUUAAAUAUUCAUUUCAUUCUUAUAUGGAGGCUAUACAAUAUUGUUAUAAAUUAAUGUUUGUGCUAAAUUUAAAAUAUCCAGACGAAUGUACGAAUGUAUGGAUAUUCGUGCAAAAAUAUUUGUUCAACACUGUCCCAGUAAUUAAUACAUUGAUAAACGACAUUAAUAACUGGACAAGCUCAAAAUAGGUUAAGUGCUAAGACAUACACUUUUGAUCAGUUGAUUAAGUCAUCAACAUUUUGAUCAAUUUUGGCUAUUUUUCUUUUGUUUAUUUAAU